This is a messenger RNA of Andrographis paniculata, 1536 nucleotides long. RefSeq names its product RGG repeats nuclear RNA binding protein A-like. Lineage: Eukaryota; Viridiplantae; Streptophyta; Magnoliopsida; Lamiales; Acanthaceae. The transcript is spliced from 7 exons. The record is from RefSeq and is a predicted model, not a curated record. Gene Ontology annotation, molecular function: RNA binding. The coding region runs from base 226 to 1341 and encodes 371 amino acids. Gene Ontology annotation, cellular component: nucleus; cytoplasm.
AUCUAUUAUUUAAAAUAAAAUAAUCCCUGAGUGCAUAGAGGAGACGCGACCUCCGUACCUCACAAUCCAUUCUCUUCUCUGUCUGCAUUGCGGCUAGGGUUUGGAGAAACCCCAAUUUCCUCCCUUUCCUUGUGUUUUCUAGAUCUCUGAUUGAUUGCAGAAAUGGGUGAAUAGCUGGAUUAGGGUUCCAACUUGCGCGUAUCUGCGAAGGAACGCAUAGGAGGAAUGGCGACGGCCAACCCGUUCGAUUUACUCGGAGACGAUGAUGCAGAGGACCCCUCUCUGCUGAUUGCUGCGCACCAGCAGAAGAUUGAGACUAAAAAAGCGGCCGCUCCAUCGGCUGCGGCGGGAGGGGGCAAGCCACUGAAUAAGAUGGCGUCGCCUCAGUCUCAGUCUCAGCCUAAGCUCCCCUCCAAGCCACUCCCACCGGCUCAGGCUGUAAGAGAGGCAAAAUCUGAAUAUGGCUAUGGUGGUCGUGGUGUUGGAGGACGUGGCAAUGGCCGCGGCCGUGGACGUGGGUCCUACAGGGAUUCACAGCCCUAUGAAAAUUCUUAUGGAAACAAAGAUAUAUCUGCCCAUGAAGCUGAUGGUGGAAAACCUUAUGAAAGGCGUGGUGGUUAUGGUGGAUCCCGUGGGCCUUUCCGUGGCGGCCGCCGCGGUGGCUUCAACAAUGGAGAGGUUGGUGAAGGUGAUCGUGACCUCCCCCGCAGGCCAUUUGAUCGCCGUUCUGGAACAGAGCAAGGAAACGAGAUAAAAAGUGAAGGAGCUGGCCAAGGAAACUGGGGAACUCAUUCAGAUGAACUGGCUCAACCGGAUGAGGGAAUUGCUGCUGAAGGGAAGAAAAGUCAUCUGAAUGCUGAGACACCUGCAGGCGACAAUGAUGGCGUCCCUAUUGGAGACAAGGAAGAUGCUAAAAGUGAAGUUAAAGAAGAAGAACCUGAAAAUAAGGAGAUGACACUGGAAGAGUAUGAAAAGGUUGUGGAGGAAAAGAGGAAGGCUCUGCAGGCUCUUAAAACCAACGAGGAAAGGAGGGUUGAUGCAAAAGAAUUCGCGUCCAUGCAACAACUGUCAAACAAGAAAUCUAAUGAUCAUGUUUUUAUUAAAUUGGGAUCUGAAAAGGAUAGGAAGAAAGAUUUAACUGAGAAAGAAGAGAGAGCCAAAAAGUCAGUGAGCAUCAAUGAGUUCUUGAAGCCUGCUGAGGGAGAGAGACACUACACAGCUGGCAGCCGUGGUCGAGGCCGUGGGCGUGGGCCCCGUGGAGGUUACAGUGGAGGGUUUGAGAACAACCCGGCACCUUCGAUUGCAGAUCCAGGUCAGUUCCCUACUCUGGGAAGCAAAUAAUACUACAUAAUAAUAAUGUUUUAAAGAUGAUGAUGUAGCAAAUGAGAGAGAGUCUGAGUUUAGUUUAUAUGAAAUAGUUAGUGUGUUUUUGAGUUGAUACAUACAUACGUAACGUACUUAGUCGUGUUGUACAUUUUGUUGCCGGGCUCCCCUUAACUAAUUUGAUGGUUACAGAUUUUCGAUGGAUUCUAAUAA